This is a messenger RNA of Hydra vulgaris (swiftwater hydra), 1487 nucleotides long. RefSeq names its product ceramide glucosyltransferase-B. The record is from RefSeq and is a predicted model, not a curated record. Gene Ontology annotation, biological process: glucosylceramide biosynthetic process. Gene Ontology annotation, molecular function: ceramide glucosyltransferase activity. Gene Ontology annotation, cellular component: membrane. NCBI's taxonomy places the organism in Eukaryota, Metazoa, Cnidaria, Hydrozoa, Anthoathecata, Hydridae.
GUUUUUAAUCCCAAAACUACCAGGUAAAAUUCAAGAUACAGCAGUUUGAUAUGUAUAUUAAAGUUCUGGAUAUAGAUAUAACAUUUGUUGGAGCACUUGCUUGGUUAUGUAUUGGAUUAUGGAUUAUUGUUUUUUUAGUUCAUGCACUUGCAUUGAUAUAUGGAAAACUUUAUUUAUACAGUUGGAGAAAACUCAAAGAUAAAGGUAACGUAAAGGAUUUACCAGCUGUAUCAAUUAUUAAGACUGUAGCUGGUAACAACAGCAAUAUUUUGUCAAAUUUGGAGACUGUUUUUUUAUUAGAAUAUCCAAAAUUUGAGGUACUUAUAUGCGUUCAGGAAGAAAAAAAUGAGCUAAUACCAAAAAUUGAAGAAAUGAUGCAUGAGCAUCCAAAUGUUGACUCUCGCAUUUUUGUUGGUGCUCAGUCUAUUGGUGUAAAUCCUAAAAUAAAUAACAUGAUUCAGUGUUAUGACUCAAUAAAAUAUGAAUAUUUUUGGAUCUGUGAUAGCAACAUUUUGCUUCACAAGGAAUCAUUAUUAGAAAUAGGCUAUCAUUUAAAGCCAGAUGUUGGAUUGGUACAUCAGCUUCCAUAUGUAUGCCAUAAUGAUCAAAGUUUUGGAAGUUGUUUUGAAAAGAUUCAUUUUGGAACACAGCAUGCUCGUUGGUAUUUAGCGUUUUAUGCUUUAGGUAUUCCAUGUGUAAAUGGCAUGUCUAACAUUAUUAAGAAAAAAUUUCUGGAUGAUGUUGGUGGGUUGAGACCAUUUUCAAAGUACAUAGCUGAAGACUUUUUUAUUGGAAUGUCAUUUAGUAGCAGACAAAUAAAGAUUCUUUUGAGUACAGAACCUGCUAUGCAAAGUACCACUGGUGUUACUGUAGAAAAAUUUAUUAACAGAAUGACAAGAUGGCAAAAACUUCGCUUAACCAUGCUGGCUUCAAGUUUUUUUGAACCUUUCAUAGAAUGCUUUUUGUUAGGUUUUUUGGCUUCUAUGUCAGUAUGGUUUCUUAAUAUUGCACCAUUUUUUUUUGCAUUUAUUUCACAUGUAACAGCUUGGUUUUUAUUGGACCAGCUUUUGCUGCUGAUAAUUGAAAAAAAAUACUCAAGGCUACCACCGUUUUUUCAGCGCUCUUAUGCUUGGUUGCUUCGAGAACUUUAUACAUAUAGAAUUUUUUAUAAUGCUUUAUUUGAUAGGGAAAUACAUUGGAAUAAUACCACCUUUACACUUAAAUAUGGAGGUAUUGCAGUGAGUAGCGAAAAAAAUAGUUAAUGUAUUUUGAAUUUUUUUGGGUGUAAAAUUCUUUUGAAAUAUCCAAGUAGUUUGUUACAAAGCUAUAUUAUGUUUGAGGUGAAAUUUUUUUGAAAAAUAUCUUUAAUGCGCUAAUUGAAGUAGUUUCCUUGUUUUUAGACAUAAUCGAUAUUUUUUCCUUUUUUUCACAUUUUAAAUAGAAUUCUAUUUAUUUUAUAUUCAAUGAUGCAAAUUUUUUGUAGAUGA